Messenger RNA from Sparassis crispa, 849 nucleotides. RefSeq lists its product as hypothetical. The transcript has a single exon. The coding region runs from base 1 to 849 and encodes 282 amino acids. Lineage: Eukaryota; Fungi; Basidiomycota; Agaricomycetes; Polyporales; Sparassidaceae. Gene Ontology annotation, biological process: DNA integration; DNA recombination. The record is from RefSeq and is a predicted model, not a curated record. Gene Ontology annotation, molecular function: DNA binding.
AUGCUCACAUUCGUGUCAAGUUGCGCGGGUUCAUACUCAGGGAAGACACUCGCGAACUAUUUCUUCGCAGUAAAGGCGUGGCACACCCUCCACGGACAGCCCUGGGAAAUGAACCAUACAGAGAUGAAGGCAGUGCUUGAUGGCGCCGUCAUUCUCGCACCGCCAACGUCAAAGCGCCCAAAGCGGCUUCCAUUCACCAUUGACUUCAUCAUUGCUCUGCGCUUGACCAUGGACCUCUCCCUACCACUUGACGCUGCUGUCUAUGCAUGCUUGAUGACAACGUUCUUCUGUGCAGCACGGCUGGGUGAAUUCACCCUACCUACUCUCGGUGCCUUCAACACCACAAUCCAUGUCAAACGCUCCAACAUUCGUCUUGGUGAAGACAGGCACGGGCUUCGCGUCACCGUCUUCCAUUUGCCACGAACCAAGUGUUCUCCACAGGAUGGUGAAGAUGUGUAUUGGGCACAACAGGAUGGCCUGGCAGACCCAGCAGCUGCUCUCGCUAAUCACUUCACAGUGAAUGACCCACCCCUAGGAGGUCCACUAUUUGCUCGGCGAUAUCAACGAGGCAACAGACCUCUAACGCAGACUGACUUUAUGAAACGGCUCGAGGCUGCGGCCGCGAUUCUCAAUGUUCCUUCACUCAAGGGACAUGGGAUUCGGAUUGGUGCUACCUUAGAGUAUCUACUCAGGGGAGUCCCAUUCGAAGUCAUCAAAUCUAUCGGCAGAUGGAAUGGGGAAAGCUUUAGGCUAUAUCUGCGCCAGCAUGCAGUAGUGAUGGCUCCAUACCUACAAGACACCCCGAUUCUUGAGCCAUUCACGCACUACACAAUGCCGCCCCCUCGGUAG